Molecule: messenger RNA, 3644 nt
Organism: Megalopta genalis
Lineage: Eukaryota; Metazoa; Arthropoda; Insecta; Hymenoptera; Halictidae
Source: RefSeq, a predicted model, not a curated record
GUGUUGUCGCGCUAGGCGGUUCCUUGUACGUGGUGGGUGGUGACGAUGGUGUAUCAAGUCUAGCGUCCGUCGAAAUCUAUUCGCCGAGGGCUGACACCUGGACGACGCUGUCGACGUGCAUGGGGAUCGGUCGCAGCUACGCGGGUGUCGCGAUAAUUGACAAACCGAUGCCAUCUACGACAUCAAUGUGAGGAUUGCAAUCCGCUGGGCAUGGAACAGAACAGAACCCAGACCCGGGUGCCGAAGCGUCGGAUCAAUCACGGGAAGCCGGGCCCAGCGGUGUGCAAGUCCAGAAUCCAGAUCAGAACAUGCUCCAGCAGUAUCGCGGCGCUGGUCAUAACUGUCAAGGUCCGCGUUGCGUGUGUCAGAGAUACGAGAAUGGAGAACUGGCGGCUGUAGUGAUGAAUCAGAAUCGAAGCAAUCAAGAGAGAGACGACAAUUAUCAGAACACAGGGCGCAAUGCGCGGGGCUUCCAAAACCGACUUGGUGGCUUGGCACAAGGCUACUCGAAUCUAAAUCCGAACUACCAGAACCCUAUUGAUUUGGUUCACAAUUAUAAUCGUAAUCGACAACCACACGAAUCGGAAGAGAACAUUUACGAGCGUCUGGACAACGACGACGACGACGAGAACAACGAGAAUAACGGCGAGGCCAGUCGCAAUGAACCCAUUGCCCAGAACAAUCAGGACGAUCACAUGUAUGAGAGAAUCGACGAUCGAUAUUCUUGUAGCGGCAGAAUAUAUUCCCGUUGUUACAAAUACCAUAUCUUAAAUCACAUUGCUAUUCCGAAUUUCCUGUACGACAUGGAGUCUAGAAACUCGAGUCAGUACGACCAGCCUCGUCAGAUCUAUCUAGACUCGCGUUUGUCCAGCCAGUGCUGCCAAAAUCGGCUGGACCGAUUGGGCCGUAAUUGUUUCUCCACCGAAAACAUUGCUCACACUUCCACUGGACGUACAAUUUACCCACUCGGUUACAAUUGUAUGUGUUCCUUCUGCAGACACUUAGACCCUAGAUACCUGUGUCAUCACUGUCAUAAUUUGCAUAACAGAUCGCGCUAUCAGGAUGGGCCUGCGGGCAAUUCUAGGCAUGUUAUAUAUCAAUUGCCGAGAAACUGCAGGUGUCCCUUCUGUCGUGGCGAAUACUCUUACGUGAAACUGCCUGUUACGUCCUGCCGACCUCCUGAGUUCUGGAGGAUGGAAUGCUAUUGUAGGAAUCCUAGUAAUUGUUCUUGUAGAUCCAAGGUUUUGUCUAACUGUAAUUCUACUACUCAGGUCGGUAAAUACCUUGACUGGAUCGACAGAGCCGGCCCGUCAGUCAAUAAUCCCCUGUACGCCACAAUCCACAUUGGCAGACCCUGCGUUUCCCCUGCUGGAAACUUAGCUGCCGGAAGUAGCGUAGACCCUGGGCCUUCGACAUCCGGCGCAUCCACAUCUGCGGCUGCUGCCAACGAGCCCAGCACGUCUUCGAACAUCAGACCGAUAUUUUCUUCGCAUAAUCCCUCCACUUCGCGUGGCUCUGUUUGCUCUGCUAACCGUUCCACCGCAAAGCGCCAGCACACUUGCGACGAUUCCUGCAUCAGAAAUCAAAGUGGAGGCAUCGCCGGCAUCUGUCAAUUCUUCGGCAGAUGCGAGCGAGCGGAAUGCAAUCAUGGCAGAUUGUCAGUGCAUUGGUGGUAUGUGAACAAGUGGCUGCUACCUUGGAGUCCUCAUAUCUUCGACAGGAACGUGGACGCUGUACCCGCGAUGGAAGAGGAAUCCCGUAAUCAACACGAUAGCGACAGCGACGACGCUUAAUGACUAUUAAUCCCCUAAUUUCUACGAUCUAGUGAUUCAUUUGGCAUUAUUGGAUAGCGUUUUAUUGCGAUUGUUUAGACGCCGUUCAGACUCCCGACCGUAACUGCUGCGAAAGUUAAGAUAGGACUAAGUAUCCGUGUCCCCUUAUUUUUAACGAGUGUAUAGUAAUGAAGUUGUAAUUUGUGAUACUUGAGGAAAUGAUGUACAUCUCCCUGCACGAGAUAACGAGAGGAAAGUAAUAUCGAUAAAUAAUCGCAUUGUACUCCUUUGUUUGAACAAUCAACAUCCAGCUUGUUACGAAUACCUUGGUAAGGACUAGAUAACUAUUGUUGAAUCACAUUUGAAGUUGAAAUCUUCGGUUGGAAAGUUAUUCUAAAUGUUUAAGAUGAAUUCGCACAUGUAUCGACAAUAACAAUGCUUUAUAUGUGCUCCGGAUAUUCUGAGAUAUUUAUGUCUAAGGAUACGUCAGCUAUAGAUUUCGUUUAUACAUACAUAUGUUUAUAAAUACGUAUAAUGUCGCUUAAGCAUACGCAUAAUCAAAGAUAAGUUCUGCCAAUAUCUUGUUGAGAAUUUAUAGAAACUUUUUGAAUUUUAAUGACUAUACCGCCUUUCAAUGACCGCCUGUUUCGAACUGUUUUAAUUGUACGAUAAAAGAAAAUUGCCAAUUUUAUCGCAUUGAUCCUCUUGUAUAGAGAACUGUGUGUACAAUAGACUAAUAUUUGAACAUGUGUGUUUUACUGUAUAAUGAUGUGAAAUGUAUAGAAAUUGUAACUUUUAUAAUUCGUCGGUGAUUCUUUUGACUCAGCGUUGUUUUCUGGGUCAAAGAGGAGAAGGAAAAGACGAGAAAGAGAGAGAGCGAGAAAGUGCUUCUGGCAUAUUUUUAUAAGUUUAGUAAUAAAGAUGUCUGAAUAAGUCGAAACAGAAAUAUCUUUUUUUAAAUGUUAGUCGGACGAUAUUCGUUAGAAACAAAUCAUUGGUCAGAACACGAUGAGAUAAAUAUGUCGGGUAUAAGAAGCUUUACGUUUGAACUUGAGAACUGUUAUAAAUACAAAUCUAUAUUAUUUUAUUAAAUCUUUAUUAAGUCUAUAUUAUGAACAAAAUAGAGAACCAUUUAAGAGCAACAACGUUGGAACAUCAUAGUCGAGUUAAGAUCAACAAGUGUCUGUACAUGACCAUCGAAGCGUCAUCUCUACGAAAUUUUGUACUGUCUCUUAUAUCAUGGUAGACGCUCCCAGUAAAUCAACAGGUAGCUACACAGUUAGUGUCUGUAGCAUAAGUUAGUAGGGAAUCUAAUCUUAAAUGACCAACUGGUUGCUAUUAUUUGUUUGUAAUUAUCGUACUUGAUUCGUAUGUGGAACUCAUGACGGGAAACUAAGAAGAAUUGACUCGCAAUAUUUGAAUGCUCUUGCGUGUACAUUAUUAUUACAUUAUUAUUACUAUAGUCGAUAUUAAGUCGUCCUUAUAAAAUUCUAGGUUUAUAAAUCUGAAAAUGUAUUAUAUAUUUUAUUUUAAUUAGUCUCUACAACGUACCAUACAAAAUUUCAUCCAAGGCGAAUAGAAUAAAUUGCAAUACCUUCGGCGUGUAAUAUAAUUUUUACACUCACAAGGACAGGUUUAAACAUAUCCUUAGAUAUUUUACGACUUAAGCAUUAAUUUGUAUGUAAGAUUCGUAAUGAAACAAUAUUUUGAGCCUAAUAUACUAAAUUGUAAAAUUCGUGUUGGGUUAAUUCCCUCUGUAACAAUACAAUGAACCCUCACGGAUUCGCCAAAUGUAUAUUUAUUUUUUGUAUUUAGUAGUUCACAAUAUAUACCAUGACAAUUAAUUGAAUAAAAAAACAUUGAUUAUAGAAA